Molecule: messenger RNA, 984 nt
Organism: Seminavis robusta
Lineage: Eukaryota; Bacillariophyta; Bacillariophyceae; Naviculales; Naviculaceae
Source: the annotation of a GenBank genome assembly
AUGAUUGCCGAUGCCAUUCAGCUUCUUGUGCGCCGACUCCAGGGCUCUGGUCCAGAGCCUUCAGAAGAUUCUGUCAAUGGCGAUUUGAUUGCUGCUGCCGGUGCUUUCGAAGUCGUCUCCAAGGGGAUGCAUCAACCAAAGAAGUCUGCUUCCUGUAUGCAUCGCCACAUUUUGACACCCGAGAAUGUGAAUGCUAUUGAAGCCAGAAAUUUACCCAGCUCUGAUGCCGAUGCUCCAAUAGCUCGAAACAAUCAUGCCGUCCACUACUACAAUCCCAAUGCCAAAGAUAGCGAGUCAUUGCACCCAGUGGAUUCAUACGUGAUUCUGCAGGCUAGAAAUGUUCUGUCCUUUUUGGAAGUACCAGAAGGGCAAACUCCAGCGGAGUGCUUGCGAUGUCUCAUUCCAACUAUCAAUGACCUUUUUCGAGAAGAAGCUACCGACAAUGAUUUGUACAAACGGUGGGAGUAUCUCUACAUGACCUUUCGAGUCGAUGACAGCCCAGCAAGUCUUGCAUUUCUUGAACUUUUGAAAACCACCCGAGAUUCAACUCUUACAAACUCAGGCAAUCGACAAGAACGCCGUGGCCAAGUGACCGCCAAUAAGGAGGAAAACAAUGAUGAGUUCGACAUUGCACUGCCAAAGAUCUUCAAUACACAUGGAUGGCACUUUUGGGUCCGCAAGGAAAAGACGUUGGACCCACAGAGUUUCGGGAGCUUUCCCAACAAUACCAAUGGAGUUCCUGUGAUCACCCGCAUUGCCUACUAUGGAGGCAUCAAAACUCGACUCCAGAACUUGCAAAAAGUUGGAGGGCCAAGUCGCAAAGGCAAUACUGAAGCUUUGAAAUCUUCUGGAUUAGAGAUUCUUCGAGCCCAAGUGGGCCCCAGUGAAGUCAUUGGCAUUGGAAAAGUCAACGGUGUAAAGCCAAAGGGGCAUUUCAUUCUGGCCUACUUUACUCGCUACACUCCCAAGUCCAAGCCAAACUAA